AUGGCUUCAUCAAUUGUCGAUAACAUAGAAUCUCCCUCAUUAACAUCAAAUCCUUCUGCUAGUGAAGAUGAAAAAUCUUCUAUAAAUAAUUCUGAUGAACAAUAUCGAAAAUUGUUUAUUGGUGGUUUAAGUUAUACGACUGCAGAUGAUAAACUCAAGGAAUAUUGCUCAAAGUACGGUGAAAUAAUUGAAUGUGUGAUUAUGCGUGAUCGUGAAGGUCGAUCACGAGGUUUUGCUUUUGUUAAUUUUAAAGAUCGUGCAAUGAUUGAUAAUUUUAUGGCACAUCGACCACAUAUCAUAGACGGUCGACAAAUAGAACCAAAACGUGCAAUGCCACGUGAAGAAACAUUAAAAACUGAAGGGCAAUUAACAGUUAAAAAAAUCUUUAUUGGUGCUAUUAAAGACGAAUUAACUGAAGAUGAUCUUAAAUCUUAUUUUCAAACAUUUGGCAAUAUUAUUGAAUGUAAAAUCAUGAAAACUAAAGAAGAUAAAUUUCGUGGUUUUGCUUUUAUAACAUUUGAUGAUUAUGAUUCUGUUGAUCGUUGCAUACUUGAAAAACCUCAUAGAAUUAAUGGUAAAGAAUUAGAUGUACGAAAAGCAAUACCACGUGAACAAACUUCACGUAUGAAUGGUUUUAUUUUAAAUAAUAAUAUGAAUAGUCAUAAUCUAAAUACUGAUUUUUAUCAUUUACAAAAUCGUUAUCCAACACAUUUAAUGAUUAAUCAUCCAACAUUAUCGUUUCCUGCAUUUUCACCUUAUGCUUAUCUUCCUCCAUCGAAUUAUUUAUCAAAACCAAUGCCAUUAAUGGGAACAACACCAGCAACAACAACUAAUUCUUGUCCUCAGUCAGGUGUUUUACCUCCUACGACAUUUAUUUUACCACCGGAUUUAACAAAUAGUGCUUUUUUUCGUAAUCAAACUAUUUCUUCCCCACCACCACCACCACCACCACCACCACCAUCAACAUUAUCUUCAACACGAACAAAUAAUAAUACACAAAAUCAAAAUGAAACGAAAAACAAAAUGAGUAAUGACUUAACAUCGGAAUCCAAUGAUUCAUUAAGCAAUCGUCAAUCAAACAUUGUUACAACAGGAAUUUCAGAUGGUGCUACGCCGAUUAAAUCAAAAUCACGUUCAAUGCAUCAUAGUAGCACAACAAAUGAUCCUAAUUCUGAACAACAUCGAAAAUUAUUUAUUGGUGGAUUGUCUUUCAAAACCACAGAUGAAACAUUAAAAGAAUAUGUAACAAAAUUUGGUGAAGUAAGUGAUUCAUUAGUCAUGAAAGAUCAAAACGGUCAAUCAAGAUGUUUUGGUUUUGUUACAUUUACUGAUCCUCAAACGAUAGAUGAAUUUAUGAAACAACGACCACAUACACUAGAUGGUCGUCAAAUUGAUCCAAAACGAGCAAUGCCACGCGAAGAAGCUAAUAAUGAUGAAGUUCAUUUAACAGUUAAAAAAAUUUUUAUUGGUGGCAUUCGAGAUGGACUUGAUGAAGAAGCAUUAAGAAAAUAUUUUGAAAAAUUUGGUCAUGUUAAUGAUUGUUUUAUAAUGCAUGAUAAAGAUGGAAAAACACGUGGUUUUGCAUUUCUUGAAUUUGAUGACUUUGAUUCUGUUGACAAAGUUAUUUUAAGUAGACCUCAUAUUAUUGGUGAACAUCAUGUUGAUGUUAAAAAAGCUGUCCCAAAAGAUCAACGACAAAUACAAACUCAACAACAGCAACAACAACAACAAUUACAACAACAACAAUAUGCUUUACAAAUGCAAGCAGCAGCUGCCUAUCAAUAUUACUAUAAUAAUUCACCAUAUAAUUUUUUAACAAAUGGAAGUUGUACGUUUCCAAUAUCAUCGCCUCCUUCAUUAAUGACACAUAAUGGCACUAAUAAUGUUGGUUUAGAUGAUAUGUUUUCUCGUCUUCGAACAUCGAACAACAAUAAUAAUAUUUCGAAUUCUCUUCGUUAUAUACCUACAGGCAAUAAUCGUCGACAAUCAUCACGUGGUAGUCAAUAA
Molecule: messenger RNA, 2007 nt
Organism: Rotaria sp. Silwood2
Lineage: Eukaryota; Metazoa; Rotifera; Eurotatoria; Philodinida; Philodinidae
Source: the annotation of a GenBank genome assembly